CUCUCCCUCUCUCUUUAAAUUCUUAAGCCUGCGCUGAAAUCGAUGCUGAGUUACAGCCUCUCCUGACACCGCACAUUCUAGGCGGUACACCCGUUGAACUUGGCGAAUAUCCGCAUAUGGUGGCGAUUGGACUGAGCACUACAGAUGAUGAUAUCGAAUACAAUUGUGGUGGUACUUUGAUUGCGAAACGUUUCGUUUUGACUGCAGCUCAUUGUUUGGUGACGCGUCAGAAACCGGUAACGGUGCGUAUGGGGGUAGUCAAUUUCACUGAUACUGAACAAAUGAAGGACGUUGUAGAGAUUAGAAUCAAGAAAAUUCACGUGCAUCCGGAAUACUCGAGCGCCAGCGUAUACAACGACAUUGGAUUGCUUGAAUUGGAAUCGGAUGUCGUUUACACGACCAAUGUAUAUCCGACGUGUCUUUAUACCGAACCAGAAGAUCCGUCAGCCAGCUCUGUACUUUAUGUCUCCGGUUGGGGUGUAAUCAAUAAGAGAACUCGUGAAAAGUCCAAUAUUUUGCUUAAGGCACGCCAGACUAUCGUCGAAAACCAAAGAUGUAAUGAAAGCUAUGUGGACAAUGGCUUGACACGUAGAAUCAGCGUUGGCAUUAUAAGCAGUCAGAUGUGUGCUCAUGAUCCUGGCCUUACCAAGGAUGCAUGCCAGGGUGAUUCGGGUGGUCCAUUGAUUUUGGUAGUGGACGAGGCGUUGAGUAAAUUUCGUGUGGUUGGCGUGAUUUCGGCUGGCUUCAGUUGCGGUAGCACCACUCCUGGCCUUUAUACGCGUGUGUCUGCAUUUCUCGACUAUAUUGAGAGUGUCGCUUGGCCCAGUGGUUGAAUUUGUUGCCAUAUACAUAUGUAUGUAUUUCAGGGUUGAUUGAAUUAGUAGUAGAAGAUAAGAUGACUAUGGACCACCGAAUUUCAUGCUUAAAGGACUGAAUUGUUAAUUAAUAUGAGACCAUAAUUUAAGCUUGAUUGAAUAAAAAAAUUGUAAAGUAAUUAAAUUAAGGACCGUACUACACUC
Molecule: messenger RNA, 1019 nt
Organism: Rhagoletis zephyria (snowberry fruit fly)
Lineage: Eukaryota; Metazoa; Arthropoda; Insecta; Diptera; Tephritidae
Product: serine protease persephone-like
Biological process (GO): proteolysis
Molecular function (GO): serine-type endopeptidase activity
Source: RefSeq, a predicted model, not a curated record